This is a messenger RNA of Scylla paramamosain (green mud crab), 5134 nucleotides long. RefSeq names its product hemicentin-2-like. Gene Ontology annotation, biological process: synapse organization. Gene Ontology annotation, cellular component: neuron projection membrane. The record is from RefSeq and is a predicted model, not a curated record. The coding region runs from base 1590 to 2315 and encodes 241 amino acids. The transcript is spliced from 9 exons. NCBI's taxonomy places the organism in Eukaryota, Metazoa, Arthropoda, Malacostraca, Decapoda, Portunidae.
UACCUCCAGUUUCCUCAUCUCCUCCGCAGGGGACACAUCAGGGGCUUAAACGCCCAUGAAACCAUCCUUACUCAGUGUCCUUUCAAGCCCCUACUUAAAAGAAGCUCAAGUGCAGGGAAAAGACACACCAUGGUUCCACAUACUGUUUUCGCCUCGCUGAGCGUCUUGUCAUUAUUCAUUGUAUUCAGUUCGACCGCCAAUUCAACCUUGUCUACUAACACAUCGUAAGAAGUAGUUGUCGCACCGAGGUUCAAAUAAGCACGUUUUUGCUGUAAUUCAAAGUAUUAUUUUCCCAGGAAACAAUGCCUGACUCAGGAAUGCGUGCUCAUGGGCGACAGCAGAUUACCUACUCACACACCUCGUCUUUAGAACUUCGAAGCCUCAUAUGACGUCAUCCGUGGUGAAGCUUAGAACUCAUAUCGUUCUUUUGAUUUUGGAAUGAAUGUCUCCCACGCCUGCGUCUCCGGGAUCAGGAUGACCCCGCGCGGCGCUGUCCGUGAGGAGGUGCCGGGUGGCUCAGUCCUGUUUGACUGCCGCGGGAGGUGGGUGUCUCGCUCCGGCUGUGGCUCCCGAGGACUGUUGCUGCUGCUCGUACAGCCGCCGGUGUGUGACCACCUUAUGACCUGGAUCACUUUACAAAGUUGUAAAAAUGGUCAGAAAAACUCAGUUUUGCAAGAGCACGUUUAAGUGAGAGAAGUUAUCUGAACACGACACAAAAAGAAGGAAAAGUGACGUAGAGAAUAUUCAAUGAAUUCAAUGAAAUACACAGAAUGAGUUAAUAGAGCAGCCUCGCAGUCCUUCAUGGAUCAGCCAUUGUGAAGUUCUAAGACAGUAAGUGGACAGCCUACCGAGUACCGGCAGUCCUUGUGAUCGUGAGUGGUGGAGGGAGGGUGGCUGCCAGGACCGCAGUACAAUUUUACUCAUGACCAUUCCGAGGGUAUGUGGCGAUCACGAACACUGACAAGACAGCGCGGGACGCCUGCCUCUUGACGCCUGGACAUUGUCGUCUUCCACUUUACGCGCACCACCACCCGCAGGCCGGCUAUUAUUCCCCUUCUCCCUCCUUCCUAUGCUCCUUCUACACGUCCCAGAGCGACCCUAGGGCCUUGGUACGCUCCCAAGACAGACGGGCUGGUCUCCUCCUACCUUAUGGAGAAACGGCUGCUCCUCCGCAUAACUCAGACGCCGGUGCCGCCCCGUCGCGUCUGACCCGCGGCCGGCACAUCCGGGCACCGCCGCCCACCACAUCUGGCUGGAGGCCUGUCCCCCCCACAAUGCGUCGCCCAGUGUGCCCAUGAUGGCUCCAACACAAGUGACGACGCGCUCCCCGCCCCUUCUCCUCCGCCUGCUGUUGUUGGCGGCCCUGUGUCUCCCCCGCAACCGCCUCCCAACCCAGCGAAGAACCGAUCAGGACCACCCAGGAACCUGUCCUUGUGACGGCGUCGCCUUCCCCGGGGCCGUCGUCCACAACAACAACAAUAACGUCAGCUCAGAACCUGUCCACCACAACCCCAACCACCGAGGCCCCCACGCCGGUGGUGGAGGAAGUGGCGGCACCCAUCCUCGGAGCCACCGCCAGAAACAACAGCAUGAUCAACAUCACGGCACAGCUAGGCUCGUCUGUGUUCCUGCCGUGCGUCACUCACCACUCCAUGGAGCGACAGGUGUCGUGGGUGAGGCGGCGGGACUGGCACAUCCUCACCUCGGGCCUCCUGACCUACACGAAGGAGGGCCGCUUCACCAUGCACCACUCGGAGGGCAGCACCAAGUGGACUCUCGCCAUUAAAUACCUCAAGCUGGAGGACGAGGGAGUCUACGAGUGUCAGAUCUCCACGGGGGGCGGAGUGGUGGCCCAACUGGUGAACCUGACGGUAGUGGAGCCUCGAGCAGUCAUUCCAGGAAGUGGGGAGCACCACGUUCAGUCUGGCUCCACCAUCUCCCUCGUCUGCUACAUCGAACAGGCCCCUGCCCGCCCCCAGAGCCCAGUGGCGCCGCAGUACAUCUUCUGGUACCACAACUCCCGUAUGAUCAACUACGACCGGGAGCGUGGCGGUGUCAGGGUGAACAUCGAGACCGGCCAGAAUGUAAGAUCGCACCUGAGUGUGACCAAAGCCACUCCCGCAGAUUCCGGCAACUACACGUGUGCCGCCGCCAACACCAGGGCCGCCUCCAUCACCGUCUAUGUGACGGAAGAUAAUCAAAUCGCAGCCAUCCAGCCCUAUGCAGUGGACGCCGCCGGAUUCCUACACCCUUGCUUGGCUCUCCUGAUGGUGAUGGCGGUGGUGGCCGAGGUGGUCUGCCACUCCAUCCACUGACCCACCCACUGGUCUGCUCGCCUGCCUUGCCAAAAAGGAUUCAAUGGCGGAAGAAUAAUGUUUUGACUUUCGCAACUGAAAGCGGCGGGAAAGGAAGCACCCAAGUGUAAUUUGUAGGCGAGGAGGUCGGCCCAGAGCGGCUUUCAGCCUCUACCUCAACAUAUUGUGCUGAGAAAACUGUCUUUUGUUCUCUUUCAUCGUGGUGUCAACGAAAACACCAACAGUGACGGCGGCAGGCGCCUCAGUAAUGGCGCCUGUCGCACGUGAUGGAUGCCAUGCUGUCCGUGUAAACUUUUCCCUAGUGUCUCUUUCCCGGGAACACUCCAGGCGUUCAUAACGUUGGUGUUGAGAAGUGUACUCGAUGCAUUGUACAAUUGAACUUACUGACGCAGGAAUGAAAACAAAAAACAGAGGAGAAAAAAUUAAAAUAGAAAAAGAUACAAUAAUGUGUGUGUGUGUGUGUGUGUGUGUGUGUGUGUGUGUGUGUGUGUGUGUGUCUUUAACAAAAAAAGAAAAAAAAACUGUACGUUCGGCGUCAGUGACCUCAGUAUGGUGUGAGUUUUAAAUGUGGUGCCGAAGAAAAUCAGUCGAGUGCAAGGAACCGGUGAGUGGGCAGGAGGUGAGGGAGACAGCGAGGUGAGGCGAUCGACGCGUCACUAUGGUAACGUGGUGACCUACGUGCCUGGCAGUGGCCGAAGAUACAGACUUUAAUAAAUAAAGCGAAAGGUAAGCGACAAAACAUAAGAGCUUAGAGAUGAGAUGCCUCGUUUUGCGUACUAGAAAAUAAUGGAGAGGCUUUGAACAAUACCUUCAGGAAUGAAUGGAAACGAAUAUACGACGUAAGUGAGAAGGGAAUUCGAGGAUUUUAAUAAAACGUGUGUGUGUGUGUGUGUGUGUGUGUGUGUGUGUGUGUGUGUGUGUGUGUGAGCUCAUGCCAAUGUGAAACGAGCAAAAUGGUUAGUCUUUGUACUUUCCUUCAUAAGAAUCUUAAAAUUAGAACCGUACUUUUAAAAUGUCGGGACUGUAACGUCAGAAUGUGCUGCAGUGAGUGAGAUGCAAGUGUGAUGAGUGAUCCACGGAACACUCUGGGAGAGGACCCUGCAGUAUGGUGAGCAGAUAAGUUGAUGGUCUACGAACAGUUAUGUUGUUUACAGGACAGGAAGAAGAGGAGGAGGGACAAGUGAUGCAAAAGAUAGGUGUUCUGAUGGAGCUUCAGUUCAUUUUGCAGUAAAAUGCAACACAGAUUUGUGAAAGCUUUUACUUUCCAAGAGCACCUGCUCCCCCUCUCAUUUUUUUUUCUCUUUUGUUGUUGUUGGUUCCAAGAAGAGUCCCCAGCCCCACCACAACACAGUGAGUUUCCUCCUGGCGCAGCAGGAAUGACAGUGAUAGAAAGACGUUCGUCUCUAUGUGCGCUGUGGCACCUCCCGCUUGCCCCAAGACUCACACCACUCCACAUUUCACAUACGAAAACUGCGUUCUCUUUUCAACAGGUACUUCCUUUCUUAAAGAGGUGGACACCUUGAAGGACAGGGGUCUCGUACCAAGCGGAGUCGAGACAAGAUACGUGAGGCAGAUGAUCUAAACUUUUAAACUAAUGGAUCGGAUUUACGUGACAUUGGUAAUGUACCAAAAAAUAAAGUCCAUUUGAAAACGUUAAUUGAAAAAAAAACAGGAUCAAAUUCGAAUGAGAGUAAAGCAAAUUACAAAUCGCUAUAUUUAUAAAAGCGCCAUGUAACAAAGUUAUACUAUGAUCACCAAAUACACUUUUUUUUAUUUUCACUACAGUUAUCAGUGUUUUGUAUCAUACGAGAUAAUGGCGUUAUGGUAGUGAUUUGUAUUUCAAAUAAAUUAACUGGGAAUAGUAGAGUGGUGGGAGUGAUAAGGGUGAUCAUGGCAAUGGUGUGUGUGUGUGUGUGUGUGUGUGUGUGUGUGUGUGUGUGUGUGUGUGUGUGUGUGUGUGUGUGUGUGUGUGUGUGACAGAGACGGGAAAAAUAAACAUACAUAUUAAUAUAUGGUAUAAGUACUGAGAAAGAGAGAAGAGGAUGAACUGCUUAAACAGUUCUGGAACGAAAGAAGACACUGUCGUGUUCCUCCCUCAGUGUCUUCGGUCUGUAUUCCUUCUCACCACAGCCCUCACUAGAUGAUUAUAUAAAGAAAAGUAAAGAACUGAUAAGCAAGUGGCCGUUUCAGUUUAGGUGUAAGUGGGAUAUUUGUAACGUUAAGGUAGUGUGUGCGCGUGUGCCCGACAGGCUGUAAGUGGUUUUCAUUAAGGUUUCUCACUGGGUGUUUUGUUUCGCACUCGAGCAGUUACUGCACGUUCAUCGUUUGCUCUUUGUUCUCGGAGGUACUACAAUUAGGCAUUUUUUCCUGUACGCACAUGUACUCCACACAAACUCGUACAAAACUUACACACGAACUUUAACUGUACAUAACGCACAUUUCACAUACACAGACACACAGACAUCCAUGUACAUAAUGUGAAUGCUUACUGUGUGAAGACCACCACCGCGGUGGAUGGUGUCCCGCCCAAAGCUCCACACCAGGUGGCCGCCACAGCAGUGUUUCCGGCAGUAGCGGCCUCCCCUUCCCGCACCAACGCUUGGGACUCCACAUGAAAAGAACUGAAGAAAAAUGGUACAUCUGUCGUGUUCUCGAAAAUUAAGAGAUGUAAUAUUUUGUUUCUUCGCUGCCUGGGGAACGUGAGAAAUUAGUACCUUCCCCACCUUCAUGAGACCGAUCUCUCUCUCUCUCUCUCUCUCUCUCUCUCUCUCUCUCUCUCUCUCUCUCUCUCUCUCUCUCUCUCUCUCUCUCUCUCUCUC